AUGUUUAUGAUUCCCAAGUUUUCAAAGGCUGUUGCCACUGCUGGAAGACGCUUCGCUGCUCCCGCUGCUUUCGCUCGCUGCUUCUCGCAGAUUACCUAUGGUCCUUCGCAGGCCUUCGUCACCAAGCCUGCUCCCACCUUCAAGGCUCCCGCUGUUGUCGAUAACGACAUCACCACUGUGAAUCUGGAGGAUUACAAGGGCAAAUACGUGGUGCUGUUCUUCUAUCCUAAGGAUUUCACCUUCGUCUGCCCCACUGAAAUUAUCGCUUUCAGCGACCGCGUUGAGGAGUUCCGCAAGAUCAACACGGAGCUGAUUGCCUGCUCGUGCGAUACUGUGGAAUCGCACCUCGCCUGGAUCAAGACUCCCCGCAAGAAGGGCGGUCUUGGCAACAUGAAGAUCCCCAUCAUUGGCGACAACACCAAGGAGAUCGCCUCGAAGUACGGCGUUCUGCACAAUGAGCUGGGCAUCGCUCUGCGCGGUCUGUUCAUCAUCAACCCUCAGGGUGUGAUCGAGAACAUCACGAUGAACAACUUCCCCGUGGGCCGCAGCGUGGACGAAACGCUCCGUCUGGUGCAGGCCUUCCAAUUCGUCGCGGAGCACGGCGAAGUGUGCCCGGCCAACUGGAAGCCCGGUGAAAAGACGAUCAACACCAAGGGAGACAACAGUCUGGAGUAUUUCGGAAGCGGUGCGACGGAGAGCAAGGAGGAUGAGCACCUGAUGGGCGAUGAUGUGGUGCAGGUGCGCGAUGAGAAGCAUUUCAAGGAGCUGCUGAACGGAUCGAAGCAGCUGGUGGUGGAUUUCUACGCGCCGUGGUGCGGCAAGUGCAAGAUGAUCGCGCCGUUCUACAACAAGAUGGCUGCGGAGAACAAGAACGUGGUGUUCGCAUCGGUCGAUACCACCGACGAGAAGCUCGAGAAGUUCGCGGCGGAUUACGGCGUAAAGCACAUUCCUUCGUUCCACUUCUACAAGAACGGAAAGGAGGCUGCCGCCGAGAUUACGGGAUAUAAGAAGCAGCUGAUCGCUAAGCAGGUCAAGGAUCUGUUCAACUAGUUAAUUUAAUUUAUGAUAAAUAAAUUUGCUCUGUUGUAAU
Molecule: messenger RNA, 1090 nt
Organism: Blastocystis hominis
Lineage: Eukaryota; Bigyra; Opalinata; Blastocystidae
Product: Thioredoxin-dependent peroxide reductase
Exons: 5
Coding region: 1-1050 (349 amino acids)
Biological process (GO): cellular response to stress; cell redox homeostasis; response to oxidative stress
Cellular component (GO): cytosol
Molecular function (GO): thioredoxin peroxidase activity
Source: RefSeq, a predicted model, not a curated record